AUGAAUUUAUAUUAUUUGGAGGUUUUGGCAAUAGUAAUUAAGACUUAAAAAUAAACUCUAAUUUAGAUGGGGAUAUUCAUAAUUGGGGGUAUUGGAUAUGAAGCUCCUGAUGGAGUUGUCACAACCAAAGAUUCAAUUCAUCUAAUUGGGAUUUUUGAGCCAAAAAAAUUUAAGUAAUGUGAAAUAUAGCAAAUGAUCUUCACACAUCAUAGAAUUUUAUUUAACUGUAGAAGAUUGAAUCUAAUUGAUGAUCUCUGA
This is a messenger RNA of Paramecium octaurelia, 258 nucleotides long. The record is from the annotation of a GenBank genome assembly. NCBI's taxonomy places the organism in Eukaryota, Ciliophora, Oligohymenophorea, Peniculida, Parameciidae.